UCAUCCCGCAAUUCACUUAUCUUUUAUCAGAGACACUCUUACAGUCUCACUACCACUUCCACCAUGGAAGCUGUACAAGGCCCCCCUUCACUUCCCUCUCCCAAAUUCGAACCAGACACCGACAGAAUCAAACGCAAGCUCAUCCAGCAGGGCGUCCACCCAACUCCCAAAAUCGUUCACCUCCUCCGCAAGAAACAAAUCCAAAAACACAACCGCAAAUUGAACCGCCUCUCCAAACAAUCCCAGACCUCACCACUCUCCGAGUCAGAGAAGCAGGCCCUGGAAGAAGAAACCCACUUCCAAACCAUCAAACACGAGUACAAGGAGUUCACCAAGGCGAUAAAGGCCAAGACACGUGAGAGCACCGGGGCUUUGAUGGUGGGGAAGCCAUGGGAGAGGCUGGAAAGAGUUGGGCUCAGAGAGGUUGCCAGUGAGAGUACUGAGUACAGUGGAGGGAAGCUCAAGAAGGAGAAGCUGCGUGAAUUGAGAGAAAUGUUUGAGGAGCGAAGGCUCGAUGAGUUACAGUGGGUUUUGGAUGAUGAUAUUCUAAUCAAAGAAGAGUGGUUGGACGGUGAAAACAGAGUAUGGGACCCAGCAAAGCGGCAGCGCAAUGAGGCCGAGGUCAUUCGGUUUCUUGUUGAAAGGCUAAGUGCUAGGGAGAUUACUAUGAGGGACUGGAAGUUUACGAGGAUGAUGAAGCAAUCGGGAUUGCAGUUCACUGAGAAACAGUUGCUUAAGAUUGUUGGAGGUCUUGGAAAUAAGGGACAAUGGAAGCAAGCUUUGUCUGCUGUGGAAUGGGUGUACAAUGAUAAGGAAAAUAAACGUUAUAAGAGCAGGUUUGUUUACACGAAACUCUUGGCAGUUCUUGGGAAGGCAAGGAGGCCCCAAGAAGCUCUUCGCGUUUUCAAGCUCAUGCGUGGAGAUUGCCAUUUAUAUCCUGAUAUGGCUGCAUACCACAGCAUAUCUGUGACACUUGGUCAAGCUGGUCUUGUGAAAGAGCUGAUUAGCAUUAUCGAAUGCAUGAGACAGAAACCUUCUAAAAAAAUAAAAAAUGCACGGAGGAACUGGGACCCAAUACUUGAACCUGAUGUUGUUAUAUAUAAUUCGGUCUUGAAUGCCUGUGUUUCAUCGCACCAGUGGAAGGGUGUGUCUUGGGUUUUUGAGCAGUUGAGAAAGAGUGGUCUUAAGCCUGAUGGAGCAACCUAUGGACUUGCAAUGGAGGUAAUGCUGCAAUCUGGAAAGUAUGACCUUGUCCAUGAAUACUUCAGAAAGAUGAAGAAAAGUGGGGAAGCUUCAAAAGCGCUUACUUACAAAGUUCUUGUUAGAGCUUUUUGGGAGGAAGGUAAAGUAGAUGAAGCAGUGGAGGCAGUCAGGGGUAUGGAACAAAGGGGAGUGGUUGGAGUAGCCAGUGUAUAUUAUGAGCUAGCUUGCUGCCUUUGCAACAAUGGGAGGUGGCAGGACGCUUUGGUAGAGGUUGAUAAGAUGAAAAAACUCUCUCUUACUAAACCAUUAGAGUUUACCUUCACUGGCAUGAUAAUGUCUUCAAUGGAUGGUGGGCAUAUUGCUGAUUGCAUCUCUAUAUUUGAACACAUGAAAGACCAUUGUGCACCUAACAUAGGGACCAUAAAUUCCAUGCUAAAAGUUUAUGGUCGGAGUGAUAUGUUUUCUAAAGCAAAAGAGUUGUUUGAAGAUGUUAAGAGAGCUAAGUCUGAUUCUUGCACUUCCCUAAAUGGUGUUGAAACUGCGCUUAUCCCGGAUAAGUACACAUAUAGCUCAAUGCUUGUGGCAUCAGCUAGUGCAUUGCAAUGGGAAUACUUUGAGUAUGUGUACAGGGAGAUGACUUUCUCUGGGUACCAGCUGGAUUUAAGUAAACAUGCAUCACUACUAGUGGAAGCAUCAAGAGCUGGGAAGUGGUAUCUACUUGAGCAUGCGUUUGAGACUAUUUUGGAAGCUGGAGAAGUUCCUCCUCCUUUGUUCUUCAAUGAAAUGAUAGUUCAAGCUACAGCUCAACAUAAUUAUGAGAAAGCUGCCACCCUGGUCAACGCCAUGGCUUAUGCCCCAUUUCAAGUCAGUGAAGGGCAGUGGACAGACCUUUUUGAAAAAAAUAGACACAGGAUUAGUGAGGGUAGUUUAGUGAAACUGUUGGACGCUCUUGGUAAUUGUGAGGUAGCAUCAGAGGCCACUUUCUUAAACUUGUUAAGAUCAUUGCACUCUCUCUGUGGUUCUGCCACAUUGAGAGACUUCUCAAGUUCCAUUGCAUUGAGCAAGGAAGCCUCGGAGAAAUCAUCCUUGGAUGGCAGUAAUGGAGGAAUUGAUAAAAAUAUCGGAGCAAAUAUCCCAAACUAUUCUGUAAGAAUGAUGCAUGAAAACCUUAACCCUGGUGAGGACCCUCUAGUCAAAGAUAGUGAUUGCACAUUAGACACGCUACCUGUUAAUCAUACUAGCACCAACAGAGAGGUUGAUGCUGAUUCAGAGACACUCACUUUGUCACCAAAUCAAGAUUGCGGCACAGAUGGAGAAACAAACCUUUGCAUCAGAGGAGAUGGUUUUGCUGAUGAGGUAGCAACUGGUACUGAACAACUGGCGAACAAGCUUGCAACUUAUUUGUUUAAUGAAAACUCAGAUGAUAUUGAUGAGUUGGAACUUGACACACUAGCAAUUGGAGAUGAAUCUCAUGAAUCUAACGUGCCCACGGCUCAUGAAAUACUGGAAGCUUGGAAGGAAAGCAGGAAGAAAGAUGGGAUAUUGUUCCCCCUUCAGCUUGGUCAGAAAUGAGGGCAAGGUGCAUCAUUUUUCAGCCAUAUCUCUUUAAAGGAGCUAUUGUUACAUUGUUAUAGGUCAAUUCAGUCGAUUUUGUGUUCAUAUGUUUGUAUAUACUUUUAUUAAGUAAAAUUUAGAAGCCACCAUCUAUGCUAAUGGUUUCUGGCCAGCUCUUAUGGCUUGUAAAGUAGUAGAAAGCUGUAGCUUAAUUUAACUCAAAAAUUUCAGAUUUUUUGUGUGUAUAUUUUUAACCAUGACUCUGUUUGGAGCAGUUUCUACAAGAGAAAAUUAAGAAAAGAAAAGGAAGAGAAAAAAAGAAUGGUUUUUUUUU
Messenger RNA from Quercus robur (English oak), 3091 nucleotides. RefSeq names its product pentatricopeptide repeat-containing protein At5g67570, chloroplastic. The record is from RefSeq and is a predicted model, not a curated record. Gene Ontology annotation, biological process: chloroplast organization. The transcript is spliced from 9 exons. Gene Ontology annotation, molecular function: protein binding. Lineage: Eukaryota; Viridiplantae; Streptophyta; Magnoliopsida; Fagales; Fagaceae. Gene Ontology annotation, cellular component: chloroplast. Bases 64 to 2775 code for a protein of 903 amino acids.